AUGACAUCCCCUCCAGCUUACACAUUUUUGGAGCUAUCACCACCCACGACACCCAAUGCUUUACCAAAAGAACAACUCAACAAGAGGAUCAAAGCCGAUCACGAGCAGAAUGUAAAGCAGCUGAAGCGAUCCACCAAAGAAAUGAAGAAGCAGCAAUUCUGGGUCGAGGUUGCUGUCAUCGAUCGCACUUUUUACAAGCUCUCCAAUUCCCAAAGACUCUUCCCUCGCUUCCGAAUCAUAGCUCAAGUGCGACAACUAUGCAAACGGUUGAAAGGACUCGCGAUAGAUCAAGUCGUUGCUAGGUUUCUUCAUGUGUUUUGGAACGUCGCCUCAAUUGAUAACUGCAAAGGACCCUGGAACUUUAUACCAACCAAAGAGCUAGCAGAAUACACCAUGCAUCGCAUCAUCGCCGCUGCAUUAUUACUAGACAGAUUACAAGGAUUACUGAUGAAAGCAUACGUUGAACAAACCAAGACAUUACGAUUAAGGCACUUUACGUCUCUCAUGUUCGUGUAUAUGGGCGCGUGUAGUCGACUCUAUUGCAUGGCCCAUAGAUGGUCUAUCGAGUUGCAGCAGUGCUAUAAGUUGAUCCAAGGAUGGUAUGCAGCUUUCCCAUCAGGAAUCAAGCCAAAGGAUAAGGCAAAGGAAACAACAAUCAAGGCUAUUGAUUACUCUUGUCUCCCUGAUACAUGUGCCCAAGCAAGACGUGAUGCAAUCCAGGAAUGGAGUGGACAUUCAGAGAUACCUGGGAUAUUAACCUCAACCUCCAAACCCGUGAAGAAAUUGAAAAACAAGAAUCCUGUACCUACAACAACAACUGAAUCAACAAAGGAUACAACCCCUUUAAUGGAGGGUGAUGAUUUGGGAGAAGUAAUCGAGCGUCCAAUAUGA
Molecule: messenger RNA, 891 nt
Organism: Lichtheimia ornata
Lineage: Eukaryota; Fungi; Mucoromycota; Mucoromycetes; Mucorales; Lichtheimiaceae
Exons: 5
Coding region: 1-891 (296 amino acids)
Biological process (GO): positive regulation of Notch signaling pathway
Cellular component (GO): nucleus
Source: RefSeq, a predicted model, not a curated record